AACUAUAAAAAAAUGUUUCUAUGUUAGUUAUCAAAAAACUAGCCUUAGAGUAAAUGCACAAACCCUUGAUUUAUUGAAACAUGCGGUAAAUUUAGCGAAAUAAUGCGAAAAAUUUAUUUUGUUCUUGCGAUAUCCAUUUCAUCAUUAUAAUUGUAAUAAUUUUUUUUGGUAUUGAAAAUUCCUUAACGACAGAGACACUGAAAUUAAAUUUGCUGUCCUACGCCUACCAGUACAAUCUUUUGUUAGGGCAUACAACAAAAUAAAAUCUUAUUUUGUACAGAUGAUUUAGUUUGCUACAAGUCUAGUUUUGCGCUCUUAUUGUGCAUAUUAUAUUGCCUCAGAAAACCAUAAUUUUACCAAAUUAUUUACAAGUGUUUGCAAAGAAUUAAAAGAAAAUGGCUCCACCGGAAGGAAUCUACCCCUCUACUAUUUCAGGAUCUGAAAGCAUGAAAAACCCCAGGAUUAACAAGGGGCUGGCUGCUGGAAUAGAAGAACGCCAAAUUCUGGGAAUACAUGGCCUACUCCCACCAAGGUAUAGUCCGGAGUUCAGAAUACAUGGCCUACUCCCACCAAGGUAUAGUCCGGAGUUUAGAAUACAUGGACUACUCCCACCAAGGUAUAGUCCGGAGUUCAGAAUGCAUGGCCUACUCCCACCAAGGUAUAGUCCGGAGUUCAGAGAUAGUUUUGAACGGUUUAAUCCCAACUAAGACGG
Molecule: messenger RNA, 712 nt
Organism: Eurytemora carolleeae
Lineage: Eukaryota; Metazoa; Arthropoda; Copepoda; Calanoida; Temoridae
Exons: 2
Coding region: 396-707 (103 amino acids)
Source: RefSeq, a predicted model, not a curated record